GCAGGCGAGAAAUCUGUCAGCACCUCUCGCACCUCUAAGCAUUUAACUAACAACGCAUUAUCCAACCACGCUGCGGCUCUUUCCCCGGCGGUACGCACUGAUUUGAAGCCGGAUCCGGUUGUUCCUGUCGGGCGGGUUGAGAGGAGUGGGCAGGGCGCAGGUGAAAGCGCGGAGAGGGCGGUACCGAGCGCAGCCACCCGGGCACCGAGAGCGACGCGCCAGGCUGGAGCAGGAGCUGGACCAGAAGAGAAACCAAAGAUGAUCGAGUGAAACAAAAUGGAUCCAAACAAGAACAGCCUCCCCAGGGCUCCUCACCUGAAUGGAGCGGUGAACGGCUCUGCUCUGGACAACGGGGCGGAUCCGUGGACUGCGGAGGGCGAGAAGCAGAGGGACGGUGAAGCGAGAGAGACCCCCGGCGAUGUGUCCCCCGCCACUGUAGAACCCACUCUGCACCACCGGGGGUCAGCAGAGAGCCACAAGAAGUUCUACAGCUACCAGAGGCGGACGAAGCAGAAGGUGGUGACGGACUUUUCCACCAUCAGCAAAGGGACGUCUGCAGCGGCCAAACCCAGAGCCGCUCUCAGACAAGUGCUGUUUAAUCAGUCUGACAAGAACCAGACUCCAGAGCAGGUGCCCGGUCAGCUGGAUCUGCUGAAGCACAACCUGGAGGCGUUCACCGUCCCCGUGAGCCUGAGGUGGAGAUGGGCCGAGGAAAACCAGGGCACGUCUCUGGAGAGUAACUGGACCGACAUCGUGCGCUCACACUCAGUAAGCUCACUGAUGACAAAGAUGCAGAGGAACCAACAGGAUGCAUUGUGGGAGUUUGUGUCCACAGAGCUCAUCUACAUAAACAAACUCCUGGUGAUCAGAGACCUGGUUCUGGAGUCUCUUCUACACCUGCAGAAACAAGGAUUUCUCUUAGAGGUGACCCCUCAGCUCCUCUUCUCAAACCUGCCGUCCAUCAUCAGCGCUCAUCAGCUGUUCUGGCAGGAAGUCCUGUACCCCAUGGUACAGGAAGUGCGGAGGACAGGUGCGCCCUUUGACCCCAUGCGGUUAGAGGCUGGCUGUCUGCAGUUUCGGAAGCGUUUCUCUUCGUACAAGCACUACUGUUGGGAAGAGGAGAGCACUCAGGAGUUUGCACGUCGACUUCAGGAAAGCAACCCGCAGUUCCACACUUAUGUUCAGUGGAUAGAGACCCACCCUCAGGGCGAGCGGAUGCGUCUGGGAGACAUGCAGGCCAAACCUCACCAGAGGAUCACAAAGUACCCCCUUCUGCUCGGAGCAGUGCUCAAGAACACGUCCCACCCCAAUGUCCAGCAGGCGCUCAGAGCCAUGUUGUCGACUGUGAUGCGUUUUCUGGAAAGUAUCAACGACUACAUGAGGUUUAAAGAUGAGGAGCUGGCUCUGUCCAUCUCUGCUGAGCGGGUGGAGGGCUACGAAGUGGAGGGAAUUAAUGAAGAAAUCGACAGGCGCGUGCGUGAGGUGAGCACGUUUGACCUGACGUGUCCCGUCAGUGGAGUGGGUCCAGAGGUGAUCAGGAGACUGCUGCUGGAGGAGAACCUCAAGAUCAGGGGCCGGAAGGACAGUAAAAUGGAGGUUGUGGCUCUUCUGUUUUCUGAUGUGCUGCUCAUGACUAAAGUCCAGAAGAAAGGGGAGCGUCUGAAGGUGAUCCGCCCUCCUCUGGCCCUGGACAGAACCCACUGCUUCGCUCUCAAAGACGGCUGCUCCUUUGUCCUGGUGGAGGUUGGGGAGCUGCUCAGUGUCAUGAACGUCUACAUCUUUUUGACAGGCACUGCCCACAGCUGCUCCACCUGGGUCUCCACCAUCCAACAGGCAAAGGAAACUCUGAAGGACAUACGGCACAAAGAGCGAAGCAGACAGAUGGAGAAGUGGAGGCUGCUACAGGCGUCUAAGUCUCUGAGCGAAGUCAGUGAUGAACCAGAGACAGAGGCUCUGCCCACCACUCCAUCUGAAGACAAGGCCUUUGAGGACAAUCAGGAAAUAACUGAGCCUAAACCAGUGAGUGGCCCCCACUCGACCCAGACAGUGAAUGGCCCACAGGCCCCACAGGCCCCACAGGCCCCACAGGCCCCACAGGCCCCACAGGCCCCACAGGACCCACAGGACCCACAGGCGCCUCAGGAACCUCAGGUGGUGAAUGGUCUGCAGUCUCCUCAGGCAGUGAAUGGUGUCCAGUCUCCUCAAUCAGAUGAGCCUGGGGACCGCAGUAUGCCUUUCUGGCAGGUCCAACGCCCUCACCCCCCCCCUCAAAGGAAAUCAGCUCGUAGGACGCUCCCCGCUCGGCAUCCGGUGUUUCCAGGCUACGAGUUUAUUGAAAUGGAAGUGAGAAGUCCAAAGUUUAGAGUGAACAGCGAGAACCGCCUGCAGGAGUCUUCAUGUGGAGCUGAGACUUCUGGCAUGAAAGGAAAAAAAGUGCAGUCCGCCCCUGAUCUGGAGCAACAUUUCCUCUUUAACAAAAUACAAACUCACAACACAAGACCGCAUAACCUGCUGCUGAGAGGGCAUCUGGAUGACUCAGCAAUGACUUGGAGGCGGUCAAGUGAGGUCUUAUCCAAAAGGAGGCCCUCAGACCCUGUGCUUGUGGUUCAGGGCACUGGCAGAAACAGUCAGUCAGAGAGUACAGAGCCCUCAGAGGCCAAGGGCUUCCCCAAUGGCCUGCGGUCACCUGGUGUGAGGAGGAGGAGGCCCCAGAGCACCCAGGGCCCUAGCCACACAGCCAAGCCCCCCCUGCAGAGGGCGGCAAACAGCUGGUCUGUGUCCAAUUCUUCCUCAGACUCAGACAGCAGUAUCCCAGCAAAGAGAAACUCACUUCCCUCUGAGAAGAGCACUUACCGAGUACUCACUGUGAACUCCCUGAAGCCAAACCAGGGCAUGUUCUGGACCAUGGUGAACAACCCUGAGGCCUACUCUGAGCCUGAGCUCCCAGAGCUCAAACAGGACAACAAAAGACCCAAGACCAAGACUCAGCGCAGUGCCUCCAUCCCCAACAUUGUCCUCCCGGAGAGGAGCCUCCAGAGGUCCUCAGGCAGCAUGACCCUGCCCCCUCCCUCUCCUCUGCAGGGGCUGCUGGACCGGGCCAAAGAGCGGGGCAAGGAGACUGUGAGGCGGGACUCUUAUGGCCUGUUAAGGCCAGGGUUUCCCCACUCUCCCUCCGUCUCCUCCACCCCCUCUCCCUCCCCCAGUGAGGCGGAGAAAGAGAGCGAGUGGGAGGAGGAGGUGGAGCUGCUGAGGCACAGGGUCCUGAGUGUGAGUCAGGGCUGGAGAGAGCAGCUGGUGGACGGGGACGACGAUGACCACAGGAACAGUGCGAUGUUCUCAGACGGAGUGAACGUGGACUGGCCCGGCUGGUGCUUUGACGAUGAGGAGGUGAUGGAUCAUCUACAGCCUGGAGGAGAGGGUCUACUCGAGGGCAUCAGCAAGUCUCUGACCUGCUGUGACCUGCAGGAACUGUCCGAACAUGAAGAAGGAGAGUGCAGUCAAGUCUAACUACUGCCAACCCUAUAGUACAGCUAGCACUCGCACCUCAUAACCAGAAGGUCCCAGGUUCACUUCCCGAACUGGACGGUACCUUUCUGUGUGCGGUUUCACACAGAAAGUGUUACCCAGCCCAUGUUGAUCCCUCGGUGCUUCUCUGCAGUCGCCCACUGCUCCUGAUAGGAUUGAAGGAUGGGUCAAAUGCGUCACAUUUUCCCCACAGACAAUAGAGUUAACCUUGACUUUAACCAUGGACCAGAAAUAAGACAUGCGGGCUGAGAAUCAAAAGGGAGUCAGUGAUAUUCAGGUAAAUAUCUACUAUUUAAAAAAACUAAAUCACCCUUCAUGUAAUGUAUAUAUGAGGUGGCUAUAAUCCAUCCUGCUUCAUCUAUAUAUUUAUAUAGAGGGUUAUUUUUGUGUCUUUUUAAAUAGUACAUCUUUAGUCUUUCAAGAGCACCUGGUUUUUAUAUUGUCUGUAUUUAUCCAGAAGCUAGUCCCAUGUCCUGGCAUAAGAACUAUAUGCCAGGACAUGGGACUUUUGAUCAAUAACUCAGAAAUCAUAGUGAAUAGUUUAGGCAUAUUUUACUUUGAACAUAGCUCAACAGAAGCUUUCAUCUGCGUAUUUAUUUGGAACUCCAUUUUGCCCAAAGACACUUUUGAUUCUCUGCCCUCAAUGCUACUAAAAUAAAGUACAGAUCAACACUUAUUGUAAACAUGAAAUACAGUAUCUGACUUAUCAGCAGUUUUGUAAAAUAAUUGUAAAAUAACUGUGUACUGUAAAAAAAAAAAUCUGUAAAAUAUAUAUAUUUUUAAUAAAAUAUACAAUUUGGACAUGUCAGUAUUUUAAAGAAUUACAAAUGUUUAGCUAUUUAAUUUAUAUUUCACACCAUCUCCAU
Molecule: messenger RNA, 4391 nt
Organism: Boleophthalmus pectinirostris (great blue-spotted mudskipper)
Lineage: Eukaryota; Metazoa; Chordata; Actinopteri; Gobiiformes; Gobiidae
Gene: plekhg6
Product: pleckstrin homology domain containing, family G (with RhoGef domain) member 6
Exons: 15
Coding region: 277-3507 (1076 amino acids)
Biological process (GO): Rho protein signal transduction; endothelial cell migration
Cellular component (GO): endocytic vesicle; axon; plasma membrane
Molecular function (GO): guanyl-nucleotide exchange factor activity
Source: RefSeq, a predicted model, not a curated record